Cyanistes caeruleus (blue tit) is the source of this 468-nucleotide messenger RNA. Lineage: Eukaryota; Metazoa; Chordata; Aves; Passeriformes; Paridae. The record is from RefSeq and is a predicted model, not a curated record.
CCCGAGGGAGGCGAGGAGCGAUUUCUGAUCCUGCUCCAGAGCAUUGCUGAAAAGGACAACAACUUGGUGCCCAUAGGAAAGCCAGCGUCCGAGCACUAUGAUGAGGAGGAGGAGGAGGAUGACGAAGAUGAUGAAGACAGCGAAGAGGACUCAGAAGAUGAUGAGGACAUGCAGGACAUGGAUGAGAUGAAUGAUUAUAAUGAGUCUCCUGAUGAUGGGGAGAUCAAUGAGGUGGACAUGGAGGGGACAGAGCAGGAUCAGGACCAGUGGAUGAUCUGAUUCUGCCACAACCACACCAAACUGGAGGCUGGAGGAGAGCCUUUGCCCCUCACGGCUCUGGGGGACAGUUCAGUGAAGCUCCUCCUGCCGUGGGUGCUGUGUGGGGCAGGGGGGUUCUGAGGGGAGACUGCCACCUGGCACAUUAGAGCUGACACGUCUUUUCUAAUAAACUCAGUUUUCCAGAAAACA